CCGACCUCUUUCUGUCUUUUCCCUAUAACAAAAGGGAAAAGACAGAAAGAGAAAGAGCUUUGAGAACAGUGAAACCAAUGACAACAAAAGUACUUCAACCUUUCUCGGCAGAGAGAAGCAAAAGGUCAAGUCCAGGCAGGGCUGGGCUUGGGUUUUGAUGCUUACUCUCAGUGAAGGGUGCCAGGUUCAAAGCAACUUAAGCAGGGUGUCUCCUUCUAGGACUGCAGAAAUGUGGAGCUGAUGGGUUCCUUUCAAUGAACUGGAUUAAAGGGGCUGAAAGGGCUGGCGUAUCAGGAGCCAGGAGUGCCUAAUGGCCUUCAGGGGGAGCCUGGCUUGCCUGAGAGAUGAAAUUUGCACAGUGCCCUUGGAUGAUCAUCAUUUGAUACAAGACAAGGCUGAGAUCAUGAUUCAGGUUGACAAGAGUUCGUCUGGAGGACUGGCUGGAGGAAGAGCUGAGCCUGAAGAAGUAGUUUUGAGUUCUCACACUUUCAGAAAUAAGAUCUUUAAGAAACCCAAAACCUGUAAUAUCUGCAAACAAGUUAUUGACAGCCAAGGCAUUUCGUGCAGAGUUUGCAAGUAUUCGUGCCACAAGGAAUGUGAAGUAAAGGUGGUGACCCCCUGCUUUCUACCAAUCAACUAUGAACUGACUUCCAGCAGUUGUUCCAAAAGUUCAUCAUUCUGUUGUGACAAAGUAUCACAAAGUGCAGACUUUGAUCACGUUAUGGAGGAGGGCUAUGAACUUGACCUAACUUACAUCACGGAGCGGAUCAUUGCUGUGUCCUUUCCUGCGACCUGUUCAGAGGAAACGUACCUGCACAACCUGCAAGAUGUAACCCGAAUGCUUAAAUCUAAACAUGGAGAUAACUAUCUGGUGUUAAACCUUUCUGAAAAAAGAUAUGACCUUGCCAAACUCAACCCAAAGAACUGGCCCUUUCUUGUGAUACAUUUCCACUUCAAUGUCAGCCUUUUUCAACAGAAAAUUAUAAUGGAUGUGGGGUGGCCUGACUUGCAUGCCCCUCCCCUGGAUAAGUUGUGCACCAUUUGCAAGGCCAUGGAGUCAUGGUUGAACAGUGACCCUCAGCAUGUGGUAGUGAUUCAUUGCAGGGGUGGAAAAGGAAGGAUAGGAGUAGUGAUAUCAUCAUAUAUGCAUUUCACCAAUGUUUCUGCAAGUGCUGAUCAGGCUUUAGACAGAUUUGCUAUGAAGAAAUUCUUCGAUGAUAAAGUUUCAGUGUUAAUGCAGCCAUCCCAGAAAAGGUACGUGCAGUUCUUAAGUGGCCUUCUGUCUGGAUCUGUGAAAAUGAACACCACCCCACUCUUCCUGCACUUUGUCAUCAUUCAUGGCAUCCCAAGCUUUGACGCUGGAGGAGUGUGUCGGCCCUUUUUGAAACUGUACCAGGCUAUGCAACCCAUUUAUACAUCAGGAAUAUAUAGCUUAGGUCCAGAAAAUCAAAGCAGGGUUUGCAUUGCUAUUGAGCCAGCCCAACUACUGAAGGGAGACAUUAUGCUGAAGUGUUACCACAAAAAAUAUCGAUCAGCCACCCGUGAUGUGAUUUUUCGCCUGCAGUUUCAUACAGGUGCUGUUCAAAGUUAUGGUCUUGUGUUUGGCAAAGAGGAUUUGGACAAUGCUAACAAAGAUGACCGUUUUCCUAAUUAUGGAAAGAUUGAAUUGGUAUUUUCAGGAACCCCAGAGAAAAUCCAAGGAUGUGAACACCUGCAGAAUGACCAUGGAGUGAUAGUUGAUUACAAUACCUCUGAUCCACUGAUACGCUGGAACUCCUAUGAAAACAUGAGCCCAGAUGGGGAAGUGUUACAUACUCAAGGUCCCAUUGAUGGCAGUCUUUAUGCUAAAGUGAGAAAAAAGAGCUCUUCAGAUACCAGUGUCCCAAGUGGAGUCCAGGGCAUCCCAACAAUCAGCAGUCCUGAUCACAGUGAUCAUACGCUGUCUGUCAGCAGUGAUUCAGGACACUCGACAGCUUCCAUCCGGACAGAUAAGACUGAGGAGCGUCUUGCAUCAGGAACUAAACGGGUUUUGAGCCCACAAGAGAAAGCAGAGCUGGACCAACUCCUUAGUGGCUUUGGCCUGGGAAGCUUGGUCAUUCCCCUCAAAGAUAUGACUGAUGCCCAAAGCAAGUACAGUGGGACUCAUCACAUAGUGCCAGCUCAGAUCCACGUGAACGGAGUCUCCAAGCUCAAGGAUCGGGAGACCGACAUUCUCGAUGAUGAGAUGCCCAAUCAUGAUCUUCACAGUGUAGACAGCAUUGGGACUCUGUCCUCCUCUGAGGGGCAGCACUCUGCCCACCUGGGAAACUUCAACUGCCACAAGAGCAGCCAGAAUUCACUGUUGUCAGAUGGGUUUGGGAGCAAUACAGGGGAGGACCACCCCAGUGCCCUGGCCCCUGACCUGGGAAUAGGUGUGGACCCCCUGUAUGAGAGAUCGUUUGGAAGCAGUGAACCAAAGCAAUCCCAGCAGCUACAAAGGAAUCCUCCUGUCACUGGCCAGCCUCAGGUUUAUGGCCGAAGCAGCUACUCAACUCAGACCUGGGUGCGCCAACAGCAAAUGGUCACUGCUCACCAGUACAACUACACCCCAGAGAGUGAAAUGAGGCUUGGCAUUUCUAGCUCUGUAGAGGGCUCAGGCAGUGUGCAAAGCCCACACAGAGUCCCAGACACCCCUGCCCGGGGGUCCAGCAGCAGAGAUGCUGUGCAGAGGGGAUUAGGGACUGUACCAGGUCCCAGUGGAAUGACAGAGCACCCUGGAAAUGAGACUUUUAAAUCGAGAUUAGUAGUAGAGAAAGAUACAAAUGGUCUGGAGCUGGGCUUGAAUGCAGAAUGCUUACCAUCAUCCCCUACACUGGAUAUUGAUCAGUCAAUUGAGCAGCUGAACAGGCUGAUCUUGGAGCUGGAUCCUUCAUUUGAACCUAUCCCAACCCGCAUUAACAGCAUCUCCAGGGACACAAGUCAAGUGAACGGUUUCACCAGCCCUACUAUGGAUGGGGGAAUGCUCGGCAUGAGUCCUGGGGUCCAUGAGAAAAUAGAGCUCCCUAACAGGAACUUCUCCUGCCAUGUGCCAGGUUCACAAGAAGAUGAUACGUCAGGGGGAAGAAUCAGGAAGUUAAGUCUUGGACAGUAUGACAAUGAUGUUCCAGGACAGCUACCAGUUACCAAGUGUGGAUGGAUGAAGUCUACUGGUAUAGACCCAGCUUUAAAUCCAGGAUCACUAAUUGCUGUAGGGGAGACUAAAGAGAAAUGUGUGGCACAUUAUCAAGAAGGCCUUGAUGAGGUUGAUUGUGAAAUCUUCUCUCCAACCAAAAAUGGGAAUGAACCUGUCCCACCUACCCCAGCUUUUCCACUAUCACCUGAGACACCAUAUGUGAAAACUCCCCCAUAUUACCAUCAAGUGACUCUAUCAGGCCAGCAGAUCACUAGCCUACCUGAACUGUACAGAAGCAGUCAUGAAUCUCGAAGUUACAAAGAAGGCCUUAACCAUACUGUUGUGACAUCUGACAGUACCAUGGGCACCAAUCCUGCUUUGCUGAGGACUGACAUACAGAUGGCUCCUUCCUGUCAGCGUCCUUUUGCAUCUACAUGCACCAUGUCAAAUAACAGCCCUAUCCCACAGGAACAAAGCCCUCCUGCAACUGAACACCCUUGGCUAAGCAGCCAAAGACCUACCCAUUCACCCCAGCUUUCAGUGACGGGUAACAACAGGCCAACAGGAAGUUAUCUUUUGCCCUCAGAAUUUUCAAGCUCUGUGCAGGAAGACUCUCUCUUCUCCCUUUUCCCAUCCCCAGGCCUGCAAGUUAUCUCCUUGAGCAGCCAAGAAAAUUCAUCAUCAGAGCAGCAACAAGAACCUUCUGCCAAAACCAGUGCCCGGACUUACCUGAACUAUGGUGGAGCCAGUGUAGGCAGCAGCCCUUCCUUGGAGGAGAAACAGGCUACUUUCAUGGUCAACAGUAACAGUUCUCCCAAAACUAUGAGCUCACCACUGGCAAGUGAAGAAGACAAUGGGUUUUUGGAACACAACUUUCUUACAAUGACCACUGGACAUAACAGCCAGAACAGCACUACUCAGCAAAAGCACGGAAUGAAUCUGCACCCCCAACCACCCCUUCCAGAGAAGAAGAGGUCUUCUGAAGGAGAACGUUCCUUUGGUUCCAUCUCCCCUUCUUCCAGUGGCUUCUCCAGUCCCCACAGUGGGAGUACAAUCAGCAUCCCAUUUCCAAAUGUCCUGCCAGACUUUUCUAAAGUUUUAAGUACUUCCCCUGUGCCAGACAGUACAACUGAUAAGCAUGUGACUGUAAAAUUUGUCCAAGACACAUCCAAGUUCUGGUACAAGCCAGAUAUUUCAAGAGAGCAAGCCAUUGCUGUUCUUAAGGACAAGGAACCUGGGUCAUUCAUUGUUCGAGACAGCCACUCAUUCCGGGGAGCCUAUGGCCUUGCAAUGAAAGUUGCUACACCCCCUCCUUCAGUGCUGCAGUUGAACAAGAAAGUUGGGGAUUUGUCAAAUGAACUUGUAAGGCAUUUUCUGAUUGAGUGCACCCAUAAGGGAGUACGAUUGAAAGGAUGCCCAAAUGAGCCAUAUUUUGGGAGUUUGACAGCUUUGGUGUAUCAACAUUCCAUUACUCCUCUGGCAUUGCCCUGCACACUGCUCAUCCCAGACAGAGACCCAUUGGAGGAGAUAACAGAAACUUCUCCACAGACUGCAGCAAACUCAGCAGCUGAGCUCCUAAAGCAGGGUGCAGCAUGCAAUGUCUGGUACCUGAAUUCUGUGGAAAUGGAGUCUCUUACAGGCUACCAGGCAGUGCAAAAAGCCCUGAGCAUGAUGUUGAUACAAGAUCCUCCUCCCAUCUCUACUGUGGUCCAUUUCAAGGUGUCUGCCCAAGGGAUCACGCUGACGGACAAUCAAAGAAAACUCUUUUUCCGGAGGCAUUAUCCUGUCACUACUGUUAUUUUUUGUGCUUUGGAUCCACAGGACAGAAAGUGGAUGAAAGAUGGCCUUUCAGCAAAAGUGUUUGGAUUUGUGGCAAAGAAGCAAGGCAGUCCCACAGACAAUGUGUGCCACCUGUUUGCAGAGCAUGAUCCAGAACAGCCCGCCAGCGCCAUUGUGAACUUUGUGUCAAAGGUUAUGAUUGGUUCCCAGAAGAAGAUUUGAAGCCUUCCCGGCCUGCAGUCCAGAGCUCUUUGCUGGCUCCAGCGAAGGCGAUACAGGGGUAAAACCAUAUUUGGGAAUAUGCAGCUACAUCAUCUGACCCUAACCACUCCUCAGCUGCUACACCUUCCACUGAAGGAAAGCAGAGGACAGUUCUGUCUCGCUAACAGCACAGAGAGCAUGCUCCUUUCUUUGAAGACAUUUCUGAUCUAUCAAAACAUUGGGUGUUUAUAUCAAAGGCAGAGUUGCAAACUGAACAAGUUGAGUAUCACCGAAAGUCAUGUAGCCCACAUCUAAAUUAAAUGUAGACGACUUUCCAGCAAAGGGAUUUUAAUGUAUUUUCUUUUCUCAAAAAAAGGCAUUUGCCCCCACUCAUCAGAUCAUUCUACUUUUAUGCUGAAAAAAUGUUAGAACCACAUAUGUUCUCUUAUACGCUUGCCACAAUUGCAUCAAUGGUAGCUAUGGCCCAUGCAAACAGAUGUUCUUAAGAGAAUGGGGGUCUGUGAAGGACCAUUUGCUCUUCCCUUCAUCUUUAUACAGUAAUAGUGGGAGCUGAAGUUAGAAGGUGCAGGAUGUAUGUUAGAUGCAGGUUAGUGCAGGGUAAUUUCUUCUAAGGGUGCAGAGGCAUGGCAUUUUCAGGGCAGAUGGCUCAGUAGUUUGUGUGUGAGGAAAGCUGAGUUUUUUAGCAUGUGUAAUUUUAAAGCAGAGGAGCUGACCAAAAAAAGGUUGUGCAGAAAAGUAUUCCAUGACUGGAUUUUUUUUUUUAUUAUUAUUAUUUUUAUACAAAAAGGUAAGCAGGGAAGAUCUCUAUUUUAAUAAUUGCAGGAUAAAAAUGAGGGAAAAGCAAAGAAGAAAAUGAUUUUGUAUAAUUUAUAUAUUUUUGCUGGUGCCAGAUUAUUUAUAGUAGACCUCAGAUCUCAAUAUACUAUAUGAAUAUUCUUAUAAUAGUGCCAUUGUUCUGCUUGGCCUUCCUAAUACUAUUUUGCCUAAAUAUAGCAUGUUGCAUGUGCUUUGCUGUAGUGAGUAGAGUUUCAUAUUCUAAGUCUUGUCUUACAGUGUUAAACCAUGUCCCAUCUCCCGUCCUUCCAGAACUAAUGUUUUGACUAUGACAUAAGCUGCCCCGCCCCGUAGUUACUUACAGUCAUUCUUCCAGCACAUUUUUUCUUUUUUUUUCAUUUUCUUUUUUCUUAAUGGACUGUAUUUAAGUUUUAUAGCUGAAUUUUUAAAUACUUUCUUGAGUCAAGAUAUCUAAAGGGAAAAAUAUAUUGUGUUACCUUACCCCAUUUCUAAGAGCUUUCAUGUCAUUAUUUGAAAAUCUGUCAGAAGUAUUUCAUAUGAUUUUAUAACCCAGUGUAGAGUGCCCAGGUAUAUUUAUAAAGGGAUAAACAUUCUAGGUACCUGAGUUUUACUCAGACUGUAGUUGGCCUUCAUGAUGGGUAAAGUACUACAGACUAUGGCAGGUUACUUGGGAUAACCCCAGUAAGAGAGAGGCUCCAUUUGAAGUCCAUAGUAAAAUAUAAAUGUACUCCAAAGGGAACAAGAUCAGGCCCAGAAUUAGGUAUUAGAAGUAAUAAGGCACCCAGGAAUCAAUAUAUUCAUGACCUGAGGUAUAAAAUUGAGCAAGUUUCUGCAUGCAGAACUGCAUGAGACAUUAGGCUGACUGAUACCUGUCCUAGUUUAGAGGCUAACACAGUCAGACUCAUCACAAGGAAUGGGAAAAUCAUAUAGUAAAUAAGUAAAAUUACCUACCUGCAUCUGUUCUACCCUGAUUUGUUCCUAUAUGAUUGUUCUUCUGAUUUUUCAUAAGGGCAUCAAGGAUUUUUUAAGAAUUAGAAGAGCCAUGGGAACAUGGCACAGGGACCGUGCACAGAAUUGCGGCACUAUAUGUAAAUAGAAAGAUUAAGCAGUCCAAAGCAUAGCUACCGUUGAAGCAGCAAAGACAAGUGCCUCUGAUGUGUACCUGAUCCCUUUAUUCUUUUAUCAAAGUUUCAUUAAUCUAAUUAUGUUUAUAUGCCAUGUAAAAAGAAUGUAUUCAGGCUGUGGAUGAUAUUUUUAGGGUGUUUUAAUAAAUUUGAUCCCUGUCAAAAACAUCAGGGCAAAUUGCCCAGAUAGGAAUUCUGGUUGCUUCCAUUAGAGUAGCUAAACUUCUACUAGGCUCUGAUUGCCCCUGUCUCUCGUGGUUUGAUUUGGUGAAUUAGCAUCCUCAUGAGCCAGGAGUCUAAAUCAGUCCAUUGCCCAGCUGUCAGACCUUCCACAGAAAUGUCCAUGAGAGUCCAGGUUUAAGUCCUUCAAUAGGAAGAUCAUGGGCAUCAUGCCUGCAGUGAAACUUACCCAGUGAACAUAUCAGAAUGUGCCCAUGGCAACUUCAAAUCCUAUCUGUGUCUCUAGGAGUUAAGUUAGAUAUGAGUGGGCAUGUCUACAUGUGCAUUAAUGUGUUUUAGUUAAUGCUCAUUAAGUGUAGUACUUCCAUUGUGAGAUCGGGAAAUGCACAUUAGCCUGUCUUAAUGCGCAUUAACUAAAGAGCAUGCUUUUUAAGUGAUGCUUAAUGUUCAUUAAGUAAAUAGCACUGUUUAUAAAGUAAUGCUUUAAUGUGCAUUAAAAUAGGCUAAUGCACAUUAAAGCGUACAUGUCUCUUGAAUUAGGCCAACUUGGUGUUGACCACUAAGGCAUGUUUCUCUGGGCUGAAGGUAAGAAGUUUGAUUUUCAGUAAGUAGCUAUGGCCAUCUGGGGUUUUAUUCUUAAUUCCUUGUGCAUUAUAAAGGCCUAACAAAUUCAGCAGCAACAGGGAGCCAAGGAUCAAGAGUGCACCACUGUUGGUGCUGGGCAAGGAAUCCUGGUACUGCAGGCUUUUGAGGAGGAGAAAGUUGCCAUGAUUACUAAGAGGGUGUUUCUAAUAUGCAUUCCUUUUUAUAGUAUGUUACCAAAUGCUUUGUUUUCCUGAGAAACAAUUUUUAAAACACACAAAAUAGUACAGUAUAUACAAUAGUGUAGUAUAUAUCUAAAAGUGCAUUCACAGAACUUCCGUUCAUGGCAAAUACAAGACUAAUUAGUUAUCGCAGCACUUUCUUUCCAAGGAUUUUGGUAGAUAUGUAUAUGCAGCCUCAUAAAUAAUGCCAGCAAGUUGUCACAUGUAUUUAGCCAGCGUCCUGUUAAUCUGCUUGUUAAAUGUACUGCUAUAAUCUUACAGUGUUAAACUACAGAACUGCUAUAAACCAUGUUUUAAUUAAAUGGUUCCCAUGUAUCCAACAGUAUCAUUAAAAUUCUGAUGUUUCAUUCUC
Molecule: messenger RNA, 8427 nt
Organism: Alligator sinensis (Chinese alligator)
Lineage: Eukaryota; Metazoa; Chordata; Crocodylia; Alligatoridae
Product: tensin-3
Biological process (GO): dephosphorylation
Molecular function (GO): protein binding; phosphatase activity
Source: RefSeq, a predicted model, not a curated record